UUUCAAAUUUUGGAUCCAAAAAAGAAAUAAGACCGUUCCUCGUCAUCUGAGCCUUCUUCUCCCUCUCUUUCUCUCUCUUCACGUUAUCCAACGCCUCUUUCUGUAUUCUGCUUCUCUAUCUCCCUUGCUCUCGUAGCGAAAGGACAAGAGAAAAACUUCUCUCGCUACCUCCAAGCUGCAGCCCUCGUUUUCCCAGUUUCAGAAGGAUGUGUUUGGAGCUUUCGUCUUCUGCUCCAACUUAUUAGAAUCGGAAGAUUGAGCUUCACAGCGGAAAGAGGCUUGAACCAGAGGGAGGGAAAGAUAGAGCUUCUCUCAGCUCUCACGUUUAGCUCUGUCUCACAAUGGUUGCAGGUAAGGUCAAGGCCGCAAUGGGGUUGCAGAAAUCUCCUGCAACUCCUAAACAACCUGAGACCCCCAAGUAUUGCCCCUCCCCUAGCUCCGCAAAAGCUCCUCCUAGCUCUGCAAAAGCUCUUCCCAAGGCUGUCUUCUCUCGCUCCUUCGGCGUCUACUUCCCUCGCUCUUCCGCUCAAGUCCAGCCUCGACCGCCAGACGUUUCGGAGCUCGUUCGUCUCGUCGAACAGUUGCGCGAGAAGGAAUCUCGUCUCAGGACUGAGCUUCUCGAGCAUAAGCUUUUGAAGGAGACCGCUGCAAUUGUCCCUUUUUUAGAGAGCGAAAUCUCGUCCAAGGAUGCCGAGCUUGGGAAGUCCGCGAAGAGGAUCGAGAGCUUGGAAGCUGAGAACGACAGCUUAAGGCUGGAGCUCGACAACUUACGGAAGACGGUCGAAGACAGGAAAGAAAGCGAAAGAAAGAGUUUGCAAACUGAGAAUGAGAGAUUGAGACUUGAGCUCGAGAGCUUACGAACGAAGAUCAUCGAAGAACGGAGUGAAAGCGAAAAGAAGAUGAAGGAAAUGGAACAAGAGAUUACGGAACUUAAGAGAACUCUUUCGGAGCAAAAUCGAAUGGACUCCAAGAGGUUAAUAUGCAGAGAAACAGGGGAAGACGAAUGCUCUUCCUCACAGAGGUUUCAGGGCUUAAUAGAUGUGUCCGCGAGGUCGAAUCUACUGAAGAACUUGAGGAAGGCUCCGAAAGCGACGGACAUUGCUCCGAAUCAAGAUGCUCAGAAGGUUGAAGUUACAGAUCGGAAGAAAGAAGAUGCAGAAGGCGAAAGAGUGCAGCAACCUCGCUGCAAUGCAGAAGAAACAUCCGAUGUAUCGGAAUCUACGAGUACUACUGUGAAAAGUCGAGCUCCUAGAGUUCCAAAACCACCGCCUAGACCUUCCUCGUCACUCUCAUUGUCGUUAUCGUCAAAACCGGCGUCAGCACCACCCUCGCCAUCGAGUUCUUCCUCGACUGUAGAAAGCAUCGACUCAACGGAAAAGACGAAACAACCGGCUAUUCCACCACCACCACCACCUCCUCCUCCUCCAGUUCCGCCUCCACCGCCGGCCAAAGCGGCACCACCGCCUCCACCGCCGCCUCCAUUGCCGGCGAUGGGAUUGAAAGCGGCGCCUUCAAAAGUAAGACGAGUUCCGGAGGUGGUGGAGUUCUAUCACUCUCUCAUGCGGAGGGAUUCAAGGAGGGACUCCGGGGCGGGGCUACCGGAAGUUCCGGCGGCGGCUAACGCGCGGAACAUGAUCGGCGAAAUCGAGAACCGGUCCACUCACUUGCUCGCUAUUAAAACAGAUGUGGAGACUCAAGGAGAUUUUAUUCGAUUCUUGAUAAAGGAAGUUGAGAAUGCGGCUUUUACAGACAUUGAAGAUGUAGUCCCCUUCGUCAAGUGGCUCGACGACGAACUAUCGUACUUGGUGGAUGAAAGAGCAGUCCUGAAGCACUUCGAUUGGCCGGAGCACAAGGCCGACGCAUUGCGAGAAGCUGCCUUUGGGUACUGUGAUCUUAAGAAGCUCGAAGCCGAGGCUUCCUCCUUCAGGGAUGACAGUCGCCAGCCCUGCGGCCCAGCACUCAAGAAAAUGCAAGCUCUAUUUGAAAAAUUAGAGCAUGGAGUAUAUAAUCUAUCACGUAUGAGAGAGACGGCAACAAACCGAUACAAAGGAUUUCAUAUUCCCACGGAAUGGAUGCUAGAAACUGGAUUUGUUAGUCAGAUCAAGCUUGCAUCCGUGAAGCUGGCAAUGAAAUACAUGAAGAGAGUAUCCGCGGAGUUAGAAAAUGUUGGUGGUGGUCCCGAGGAAGAGGAGCUGAUGCUCCAAGGAGUAAGGUUUGCUUUUCGAGUCCAUCAGUUCGCUGGAGGAUUCGAUGUGGAAACAAUGCGUGCAUUUCAAGAACUAAGAGAUAAAGCCAGGUCAUGCCACGUACAGUGUCAAAGCCAGCAGCAAUCGAAGCUCGUUUGCAGGUCUACAGCUUGCUAGCCUGUAUCAAACGAAAAGUCGAAAACCACUCUACUGUAUUACUAACCAGUUUUUCCUGUAAAGAUUACAAACACCUUGCAUGGUUGCUUUUAUGCAGCAUUAUAGCGAUUUAAAUUCAAAUUCAUUCAUAUUU
Molecule: messenger RNA, 2496 nt
Organism: Nelumbo nucifera (sacred lotus)
Lineage: Eukaryota; Viridiplantae; Streptophyta; Magnoliopsida; Proteales; Nelumbonaceae
Product: protein INCREASED PETAL GROWTH ANISOTROPY 1-like
Biological process (GO): protein localization to cortical microtubule cytoskeleton
Cellular component (GO): cortical microtubule
Source: RefSeq, a predicted model, not a curated record